This is a messenger RNA of Bombyx mori (domestic silkworm), 2904 nucleotides long. RefSeq names its product juvenile hormone esterase. The coding region runs from base 1134 to 2876 and encodes 580 amino acids. Lineage: Eukaryota; Metazoa; Arthropoda; Insecta; Lepidoptera; Bombycidae. The record is from RefSeq and is a predicted model, not a curated record. The transcript is spliced from 3 exons.
AGGUUUUAUUUUCUUUAUUCUUCUGGACUUGGAGUUCUUGUCAUAGCAUCUUCAGAAAGUACAUCAAAGAACAUGGGCCACUCUCCAUACAUUGCACGGCCCACUAAACGAAGCUCAAGGACAGUAAUGAAAUUAAGUUUAAAUAACAGACUAUACCUAUAUAUCCAUUUAAUUAUAAGCAAAUUAAAAUCAAUAUUGUUCAUGGGGAUACAGAGAUAUUUAAAAAAUAAGAUUUUUAAGUUACAAACAAACAAACCAACAUUUUUAUAUUUGCGUAAUAACUGGACGUCUUAUGAGCCCGUGCGGGUAUUUACUAUCACCACCCCGCCCGUAUCUGCCGUGAAGCAGUAAUGUGUUUUGGUUCGAAGGAUGAAACAGUUAUUGUACUGAAAAAACGGAGACCUAGAACUUUUACGUCGUAGCUGUCUAUGGGCUCCAGUAACCACUUAACACCAGGUGGGCCGUAAACUCGUCCAUCCAUCUAAGCGCUAAAAAAAACGUAUUCACAAACAAACUUAAUGAAAACGUAAUUGGUUGUCAUAUUGUGAAUAUUAUAAGAACAUUUUCCUUAAUAAAGAAAACUAGUAUUUAAUUAUAAUAAAACUGAGGACAAGUCAAACUUAAUCAUCAGGCCUCAAACUAGGAAGUCCUGUAAUAUUGUAAUUCCUGUUUUUAAAAACGCAUGACAAAGAUCAAAAAACCUGUUCAUGAUACGAAUGUUUGCCCGAUGUGACUAUCGAACCCACGACUGGUCUGACAGUUAGAAGCGCUAACUGAACCACGAAACUAGUUAGUAUAUAAUUAAAUUAACAGAAAACUUCUAAAAUCCUUAAUACAACAACGAUAAGUUGAAUAGAUUCUGGAAAUUAAAUUUAAAUCUAACAACACACAACAAACAAACCGUGAUCUUUUUAUAGGUAUAAUCCAGUAGCAACAGAAGAAAACCCAAAUAACUUUAUCAAAGUACUGAAUACUUUAAUACCGAUUAUAUUAAUCAAUGAUUAUCGCAUGGCUGUAAAAUACUACAGCAUGUACGUGGUGAUAAAAAUAUUUAUCAAAUAAGGACACGUCAGUACAAAAACAAUUGUUAUGAAUCGUGCUAUUAUUAGUUUAAAAUUGUAAUUAAAAUCGACAUGACAGCACUGAAUAUUGUUUUUUUAACAUUUCUGUGUGUAGCCGUCGAAGGCGGCGUGAUUGUGGAGACAAAUAGUGGUAAAGUAGAAGGUUUAGAAGUGAAAUCUAUAAUUAAAGAUGAGAAAUUUUACUCAUUUCUGAGUAUACCAUACGGAAAAGCACCGAUUGGUGCGUUAAGGUUCAAGGCACCUCAACCUCAUGAAGGCUGGACCGAUGUUUUAAAUGCCAAGAAGGAAAGAAAACAAUGCGCUCAAUAUUACGUUCCAAUGAGACCCGUUGAUGAGGUUGGUUUUUGCGGCUCAGAAGAUUGCCUUCACUUGAACAUCCACACUCCAAAACUUCCAAACAAUAACGAACCGAAUCUACCAGUCAUAGUUUUCCUUUACAAUGAAUAUUUCAGAAUAACAUAUAACGCCUCAAAAGAAUAUGGCCCUGAUUUCUUUAUGAAAGAAGAUGUUAUUCUUGUCACCAUAAGUCACAGAGUAGGAACAUUUGGGUUCGUAUCAUUUGGUGACGAUCUGCUGCCGGGUAAUUCCGGGGUAAAAGAUGUCAUAUUAGCAUUGAAAUGGAUACAAUCGAACAUUAACAAAUUCGGAGGAAACCCUUUCAAAAUAACUUUAAUGGGCCAAGAUGGAGGUGCCGCUAUGGUGGACAUUCUGCUACAUUCACCUAAAGCUAAAGGUUUAUUCAGCGGUGCGAUUUUACAAAGUGGCACGGCAUAUAGUUCCAUGUUUUUCAAUACGAAACCGAAAGAUAGAGCUUUAGCCAUAGCUGAAGUUCUUGAGAGGAAAUUGAGUAACAGCGCCCAAUUUAUUAGCGAGUUGGGCUCUAUAGCUGCUCCGAAAAUAAGCGAAUCGGAACUGAUGGCUAUUCACGCUGACGAUUCGCGGAAAUAUCAAGUUCCUAUUCUCGCAAACGGUCCUGUUGUUGAACACGACCAUCCGGACGCGGUCAUUACUAAGCGUCCUGAAGACAGCUUUCUUGAUGUCGAAAUCCCCAUCAUGAUUGGAUACAACACCCGAGAAAGUAUUGAAAUGAUGGAACGCUAUUUACGGAAACCACAGUAUUUGACGUUUGCUGAUCGCGAUUUCCUGAUGAUGUUUCCAAUUCGAGUGGAUUAUCAUUUCGAGCUUAAUACAAAUGUAUAUUACGAAGCUAUCCAAGAGAUCAAAGACUUCUAUUUAGAAGAGGGCUACGUCAAAAUCAGUAAGCCCGGUGAAUUUAUGACCUACAUGACGGAUAUAAACACUUUUUACUCUGUCGAUUACGCUGUCAGGAGAUAUUUGAAUGAAAGUUCUGCUCAAAUCUAUUAUUAUGCAUUUGACUACAGCGGCGACUUGAAUAUGAGGAAACAGAAUAUAUUAAAAGACGCAAUGAUAUUGGAAGGCACAUGGGGUGCGUCGAUUGGUGAUGAACUUUGUUAUCUAUUUGUAUGCAAACCGAUUAUUAAAACUUACUUGAAGGCGUUGGCUGAAGAAGAUUCAGAAGAAAUUAAAGUAUUAAAAUCUAUGGUACGCAUGUGGACAAAUUUCGCUAAAACUGGGAACCCAACUCCACCUGGUGAGUCGUUUCAAUGGAAACCUGCAGCUAAAAACACCAAAGACUGUUUGAUGAUUAGUGAUGAACUGGAGAUGAAGACCAACUUGCACGAGGAUAGAAUAAAGUUCUGGGAUGAUUUUAUUGAAAAAUACAGACAGAUAGCUGUAGAUGGUGUCGUCAAAGGAACCAAAGAUGAACUUUAGAUGAAUAAAUAAAAAAAUUAUAAUUAAA